GCGUGAAAUAUUCAUUUGUACCACUGCUUUCUUUCGACACCCAUUGUAACAUUCUUCGGGUUAUUACGGACUUUCGAUUGUGUCCGCCAUCCGCAAUCCGCAAUUUCAGUGGAGGUGAGGUCAUCUUCGCCAAGCAUAUCCACACAGCGCCGUAUCAUCACGAUAUCGAAUCGAUAUUGAAUACUCAAAUUCGGAGGAAAUCGGUACGGAAUUCUCACCGUGUUCAUUUUAACUCCUAUUGUAUCGUGAUCAUUCAGUGAAAAGUUUCUCUGGCAUUCGAUCUCUGAUUUCCCUCUACAAUUUGAGCCUUUUAGACUGGUGGAUUGCACGUCAAAGGGAGGAAUAUUAUAUGAUACAUGAUGAGUUAUAGUUUAGCUACCUCGAAAACCAGGGGCUCGGCUUUGUAUGCUGGAAGCCUACCCAAAAUCCCAUCGUCUUUCAAAUGUGGAAAGGUAGCGGGCUUGAGUGCCGGUGCAAGAUGUAUAUCAACACGUGAACUCGACGCUUCGAAAGGCGACCGUGAAAGAGUCCUGAUUCUUGGCUCGGGCUGGUCAGGCUUCACACUUUCUCGUCAACUGGAUCCUAAGAAAUACCAAACAGUUGUUAUUUCUCCACGGUCAUAUUUUGUGUUCACACCAUUAUUGGCUAGUACAGCUGUUGGAACAUUGGAAUUUAGAAGCGCGCUUGAGAGUGUGAGAGGCAGAGGAAGAUGGAGAGGAUGGGGUUUAGUAGGUGGCGGAUGGGGUGGUUGGGGAGCGAGAGGGAAUGGGGUCGAGUUUUGGCAGGGGUGGGCAGACGACGUAAACUUUGAUAAGAAAACUAUCAAAGUAGAAGAAAACGCAAUUGAGAGACCCAAAACCGCUUCCACAACAAUAGAAAAGAAAGAAAAAGGAAAAGUGUUUGAAGUGGGCUAUGAUAAAUUGGUGGUUAGUGUUGGAUGUUAUAGUCAAACAUUUGGGAUUGAGGGGGUCAGAGAAAACGCAUUGUUUUUGAAGGAUGUGGGGGAUGCGAGGAAAAUUAGGAAGAGGAUCUUAGAAUGUUUUGAAACAGCUGCGCUACCAACCAGUUCCGAUUCUCUGAGGAAACAACUUUUGAAUUUCGCCAUCGUAGGCGGCGGUCCAACUGGUGUCGAAUUUGCAGCCGAACUCUUCGAUCUUUGUCAUGAAGAUCUCUCCACUCUAUACCCUUCUUUAACCCCAUUCAUAAAGAUAACAAUUUAUGAUGUUGCGCCAAAAAUCCUUCCGAUGUUCGAUAAAAAUCUUGCAAACUACGCGUUGGAACAUUUCAAAAGAGAUGGAAUUGAAAUUAAGACUGAACAUCAUAUCUUGGGAUUGCGAAGAGGAUUGCCCAAGGAAGGAGAAAAUGGAGAAGACGCAGGAAAAGGAUUCACAUUAAACUUGAAGGAAGAAGGUGGUGUAGGUGUGGGAAUGUGUGUUUGGAGUACGGGAUUGAUGAUGAAUCCUUUCAUUGAGAAGGCGUUGAGUUCGGUUCAUACUUUCCCUACUCAAUCUGCUAUUAUGGCUGGAAGCGAUAAAGAGAAUAGUAUGGAGAGACCGGAAGAUAAAAAGUGGGAACUGAAAAGAAGCCCCAAAACAGGUGGAUUGAUGGUGGAUAAUUUCUUUAGGGUUAAAUUGGCUACUCGUUCAUCUCUAGACGGAGCAAAGCAAAUUCAACAAGAAGCAACGAUGAAUGAUGUCUUCGCAUUGGGAGAUGUAGCGGUCUUGGGAGAUAUGGGAUUACCAGCUACUGCGCAAGUGGCAAACCAAGAAGCGAAAUGGCUCGGAAAGAGACUCAAUAAGAUGGACAAGGCAGGAAAGAUAGGACCUGCUGAGGAUAAAGGGUUUACCUUCAAAAAUAUGGGAGUUAUGACUUAUGUCGGGGGUAUGAAGGCGAUUAUGCAGACGGAUGGAAAGGGAGAGAUUAAGGGGAGAGCAGCAUGGAUAAUCUGGAGAGGUGCAUAUCUAACUCAAACAAUCAGCUGGAGGAAUAAGAUACUCAUCCCUAUGUAUUGGGCAAUCAAUUGGUUGUUUGGACGCGAUAUUUCGAGGUUUUAGCGGACUAUAAAGAUAUGCUUGGAAAGAUUGGAUGAACCGAAGAUUGAAUAAAAGGACAUGGAUAGAUUAAAAAGGAAAACUGCAUAGCUAUGGAUGACUUCGCGGGAAGGCUGUAACAUAUUGUAUUUUUGUGUAUUUUUAUAAUGAGGCUAAUUCUACUUUUUAUUCU
Messenger RNA from Botrytis byssoidea, 2223 nucleotides. RefSeq lists its product as uncharacterized. Gene Ontology annotation, molecular function: NADH dehydrogenase activity. The record is from RefSeq and is a predicted model, not a curated record. The transcript is spliced from 8 exons. Lineage: Eukaryota; Fungi; Ascomycota; Leotiomycetes; Helotiales; Sclerotiniaceae. Bases 357 to 2054 code for a protein of 565 amino acids.